Molecule: messenger RNA, 2958 nt
Organism: Neogale vison (American mink)
Lineage: Eukaryota; Metazoa; Chordata; Mammalia; Carnivora; Mustelidae
Gene: NUDT17
Product: nudix hydrolase 17
Exons: 6
Coding region: 1894-2958 (354 amino acids)
Biological process (GO): NAD+ catabolic process; NADP+ catabolic process
Cellular component (GO): cytosol
Molecular function (GO): NADH pyrophosphatase activity
Source: RefSeq, a predicted model, not a curated record
GUUUGAUCCUGGGAUUAUGACCUGAGCCGAAAGCAGUUGCCCAACCGACCGAGCCACCCAGGUGCCCCCAUUGCCGAUUCUUAUAUUGAAAUGCCCUCUCUAUCUCUACUGUCCAGAAAACAUCAGAAAGAGUUUGACAUGUUUUUUGAAGUUUGCUGAUCCUGUAUUAGCCUCAUCAUUGUAUUCUCCAUUCAUCAGAUCUCACUGGGAGAAAGGACCUCAAAUCAACUAGAUUAAUCAUCUAUUAGAUGCAUUAAGUUAAGCCAAGCCUGUGUUUGAAUAUCCAUGGCAGUGGAAGAAACUUCUUCCUAAGCAGUUCAUUCUGUUCUCAAAAGGCUACCACUAUUCUUUAUUUUGUUAAAUUGUAAUCUCACACACACACACACACACACACACACACACAGUGUAGGGAAUAUGAAAGAUACCCACACAGAGGGAAGUAAAAGCUAUUUUCAGAACUAGCAGGUUCUGAAAGAUACCUAGAUUGGCCCCAGCAUUCACACUGGAAUCUACGGAUAAAAUACAACUUGCCAGCUCCAGGCUUCUAGCACAUCUGAAACCGUGUAUGUAAGACUUAGCACAAUGCCUGGCAUACGGUAAGGACUCAAGAAGUCAUUGCCUUCCUCUUCUUCAUGGUUUCUUAAAAGCAGCAAUUCUAAGUUUUCUCUCUCAGUGAUGUGGGUAGAUAAUUAACCUACCUGAUGUAAUUUGUCCCAGCAGCUUCAGUUCAUUUAAAGCAGGUAGGUGCUAUUACAAUCUCUUCAGUUUCCUCUUCAAUGUCCAUUCUCUCUAAUUCAUUAAGAUUAAUGAAUUUAAUUGUUCGAUCAUGUGCCAAUUAACUGCUAGCCAUUAUACUGGAUAUAAUAUACCAGGAUCAAUAAGUUGCUGUCUCUGCCUUCAAGCCACUCACCAUUCUUUACUGAGCAACUGUUAUGUGCCCAGGAGUGGGCUAGGCUUUAGGGAUACAAAGAUGAAUAAGCCUUAUACACACAGCCUAGUGGGAGGAGACAAAUACAAGGAAAUACUGGGUGGGGCUCUAGCAGAAAAGUACUGUAUACAGAGAGGCAAGAGGGAGAAGGGUCAAGAACGAAAGGGAUUGCAGAGAAAGUGAUAAUCUGUCUUGUGAAAGAAGAGGAUUUGCCAGGUAGGAGGGGGAAAGGGUCCCAGAAGGAAGCAGAGCAAAUAGGAUAUAACCAGAAAACAGGGCCUAAGUCCUGCCAGCAUUGAGGCUGGACAGCCCACAGGAGCAAGGGGGUUUGGGGGUGAGGGGGUCCUCCAUAUACUGUGCUUAGUAGUUUAUCUUCUAAGCAGUGGGAAGCAAGAUGAUGAGAUCUGUUUGAGAAAGAUAACUCUGGAAGCACCCUAGAGAAUGAACUGGUAGGGGAAGGACUAUUUGGAGAUGUGCAAUAGUAUCUCUGGCAGAAUAUGAGUAAAGUUAGGACUAGAACAAUGGAGGCUAGAGAGCAAGACAGCCAAGAAAUUUUAAGGAGAUAGAAUCUGCUGCACUGGGUUGCCAUAUGAGUGAGAAGAAAGAGAGGGAAGGGGAAAAAAAUGUUUCCUGGGUGUCUGGUCAAGACACUAAUUCGAGGUGACACCUACUACAGCAGAUAGAUGUAUAGAGCUACGGAGGGGUGCUUAAGUAUACACAGCCUGUGGCUGGUGGGAGGGAACAUGUGAGUUGAGAAAUCAUCCAGUCUGAAUCACUGUCCUAAAGAGAAGAGGGAGGAAAAAGAGGAGCCGAGGAAUUAGAGGCUUUCUUCUUUGUCAUUUACUAGCAUUGCACCCUUGGCUCAUCCCCAAGGUUUCUGCCUAAAUUUCCCCGGCCCAACACUCCGGGCGGCGCCGCUGGGCCAGCAGAGGGCGCCAGGCGGACUGCAGCCCAGAAGCCGCGUUAUGGCCGCCUCGCGGGUGCUGCUGCUCCUGUCUGGGCGCCCUGUGUCGCCGAGCUUCGUGCAGAGUGUGUGUCGCCUCCUGGGCGCCGGGCCAGGGUUCGGGCCGUGGCCCACGCACUGCAGCUUUAAGCGAGGACAACUCGUCCUCUCGGACCGGCCAUUCCCAGGCGCUUCGACCACGCUUCCGCUCCAGGUCGGGAGAAAGGGGAGCAGGGUGGGGGGCAGGAGUGGGGUGUGGAGCUGGCGCGGGAGGCCAGGCUCCAUCAGACUCGACCUCCUCCUCCCCAAUCGCGCGGUGUUGCCCAAUUUUUGCCCGGCUUCUGAAGCCUUAAACCAAACGGCUACCUACCCCCCGCACCCCCACCAGCGACCCCCUUUCUGCCCUUUUGUGGCACUGGACCAGCAGCAGCUCAGGGCUCGGGGGUCUGAGCUGCCCACGAAUCGAGGUGUGGAUCUGGGUGUGGCCGUCAUUCUGCAGUCCAGCGACCAGACUGUCUUGUUAACCCGAAGGACAAGCACCCUCAGCCUUUCUCCCAACCUCUGGGUACCCCCAGGUGGGCACGUGGAACUUGAAGAAGAGCUGUUGGACGGAGGGCUCCGAGAGCUUUGGGAGGAGAGUGGAUUGCAGCUGCCCCAGGACCAGUUCUCUUGGGUCCCUCUGGGGUUAUGGGAGUCUGCCUACCCUCCAAGGCUGAGCUGGGGUCUCCCCAAAUACCAUCACAUCAUUCUCUAUCUUCUCGUGGUCUCCCAGGAGUCACAGCAGCAGCUGCAGGCCCGGAUCCAACCAAACCCAAAUGAGGUGAGCGCCUUUAUGUGGCUGGGACCAGAUGUAGCAGCUGCAGUGGCCACCAUGGAGGAUGGUACAGAGACAUCCAGGCAUCUCCCCCAGGAGCUACCACCCUCCAUCCUUAUAGUAGAACUAAAAGAGGAUGGAGGAGCUCGACCCCUGGCCUUGCCCGUGUCCACGCUGCUGCGGACAACCCCAACCACAGCUGAAGGAAAAGAGAGGGUCAGCUCUGGGACGAAGUUUGCCCUCAGGCUCUGGCUGCAACAUCUGGGCAGGUAA